Molecule: messenger RNA, 2514 nt
Organism: Drosophila obscura
Lineage: Eukaryota; Metazoa; Arthropoda; Insecta; Diptera; Drosophilidae
Exons: 4
Coding region: 104-2302 (732 amino acids)
Source: RefSeq, a predicted model, not a curated record
AUUGAGCAAAUAACAUAACUAAAAUAUUAGUACCUACUGAAACAUCAUAACAUACGUAGGUAAAUAUAUUUUUCUAGAAUAUAUCCAACCGACAGACACAGUAAUGGAAGAGACUGCAGCCAACGAAGCUGCUUCCAUGCCGCAAGAGGAUCCCAUACCUAUUCCGACCAAGGAAGAAACCGAUGUGAAGGAAUCCGGAGAAACAGGAGGUAUUCAGUCAAAGCCUGAUGAUGCUCCACCCUUAUUAAAGGAGGUGGAAGGGGAGCAGCCAGCGGCUGGUGGGCCCCCCGAGACCGCCAAAGCAGGAGAGGUCCCACACCCAGCCGUAGAACAGAAGACGGACAUCAGCCCGCAAGAAGGAGAGAACAUGGAAAUGCAUCCGUCCGAAAGCGAGAAAACGGAUGUGAAUCCACCCGAAGGUGAUGAGACGGAUACAAAGCAAACCGAAGGCGAAGAGACCGAUCCUCAACCACCCGCAAGCGUCCGAAUGACGGAGCUUCAGAGGGUCGCCGACGAGCACAAGAGACAGAAGCGUGAGAAGGCCAAAAUGAUGCUUAAGAGAAUUAAAGGGGAGCCCGCAGAGGCAGCCCCCGAAGAAGGCUCCGAGUGGCCCGAGGAGGCUGGGAUGGAGGGUGAGGAGAAGGAACCAGACGAGAAGGAGGAUGAUGAGCAGGAGCACCACUCUGACGAUUCAGUGGACAUGCAUGGGCGCGUUUCCAAUGAUGAAGAAUGGGCGGAGCGAAUGGAGUUUCUAGACGAAAAAAUCAGCAUCAAAUCCUCUCUGGGCGAGUCUCUCUCGGACCUGGAGGAUCCACGGGGUCCGGCCGAAGCUUCCUUCAUGGGCGCAUUUCUCAGGGAAUUCGAGAGUUUGCCCUCACUAAGCGACAUAUCCGAGAACAGCUCCACGGUUGAGAUUGAGAUUCGUCCAUCCGCCGCACCUGAGCGGGUUUCCGUGGAUCCCGGUAGAUUUGUGCACUCCGUUGACCGCUAUUCGGGCUCAUCUUCCUCAGCGAGGACUCUCAGUGAUUCGUCGGUGCGCUCUGCGGUCCAAUUGAUGGGCGAAGAGGAGGAAGAGCCAGAAGAACUGUCACAGACAUCGUUCCUGGGCAGCCUGAUUGAGGAACCUGAACCAGUCCACAAGGAGCUGGCUAUACAAGACGACAUCGAUAUCAUGGCCCAGAUCUACAUCGAAUCGGAAAGCGACGAUGAUGGCAAAGAAGUGGUUGAUCCCAAGCUAGCCGCAAUGAUCCUUGUUAAAAAGAUGACAAGCGAUUUCCUCGAUAGUCUGAUCAAUCGGGCGGUGCAAAUAUCCGAAAUUGGGGCCAGAGCGAAGCUGUUCGACAAGGGUAAAAUGCUGGUGGAGAUUGAGCGUCUGGUGCACCUGUUCAUCGUGGAGAGGUCCACCAAUAGCCUUCUCAACAACAAGAUGGGGGAGCACUACAAGCGCAACAGAAAGCCGGACAAGUACGCCGCCCUGCCACCACAUGUGGAGGCCAUCGAAGGCCGCCGAUAUAUAGCGGCUCUAAACCUGGUCGAUAACCUGAUGGAGCGUUCGUCGAUCAUAAAGAGGAAUGGUAGUUAUGUCAUUUCACGCGCCCAGCUGGAGCUGCAUGCCUGCUACACCUUGUCGAAGUUUGUGACGGAGAAUCUGGAGACCUGCAUGCGGAAGAACUUGCUUCGCCAGGACUCUGAGCGGAUGCGGCGUCUCUUGGAUGCCGAACUGCGGCGCAUGGAAAACCUGCGCAACGAGAUCAGCGAGAAGCGCUACGAACUCAAUCUGAAUCUACGCUCCCUGGCCGUCAUGGCGGAGAAAAUGCGACUGGUGGAAAGAAUUACAGACGAUUUAACGACAUCUCAAGUGCAAAAUGCCACUGACAAUAUAAUACAUUUGGACAAACGACUUGAGGAUCGCACCAAAGAAGUGCUGGCCAUGCAGGCGAACUACAAGAAGUUCCUGAUCGAAAAGACAUGCAUCCGCGAGAAGCGCACCAUGAUCGCAGAAUCCCUGGAUUUGGCGAAGGAGGUACUGGAUGAGAAGGGCGAGAGGCUGAACGAGUUGCGUCACCAUUUGAGCGUUAUCCAAGCAAAGCGCCUGAAGAUCAAGACCACCCACGCCCGACUCCAGGCCAAGGGCGGCCUACUGUUCCAGCCAGCCCUAAUGUACGAGUACGACAAGUGCUUGGAGGAAGUCGAGGGCAGGCGUCUGAUUGUCGGCAAGCUGCGAAAGACCUACGCGGAAUUGAUGCAUCGCCUUAGUAUGCUGGAACGUGAGAAAACAGCGCUGACCGUGGCAUCAGUAUGAUGUUAAGGAACCUUUUGGGAAGAGAAUCUACAAUUCCUGUACUCAUGCACGAUUGUUUUCAGUGCAGUAUCCAGAUUAAUGGCCUAAUACCUGUUGUAUUCGUGCAUAUAUUCUUUCUUAAAGGAUAAGCUCAACAGAUUCAAUUUAAUGCUUGAGCUUCAGCUAAGGUUUAACAUUCGCUUUUGGACAUUAAACUUAUCCUUGCAUAAACA